Molecule: messenger RNA, 1350 nt
Organism: Musa acuminata subsp. malaccensis (wild Malaysian banana)
Lineage: Eukaryota; Viridiplantae; Streptophyta; Magnoliopsida; Zingiberales; Musaceae
Source: RefSeq, a predicted model, not a curated record
CUCUGAAGCGCCCGUGUCCUCUCUCUUUCUCUCUCUCGUCGGUUAAUUCUCUCUAUGGUGGGAGAGGGAAGGAGGCGCCCUUCUGCGCUCGGCGUGGCUUUUCGCUCUUCCGAAGCGGCUGUGGUUCCCAAAAUUGCCGCGUCUCUGUGAAUCUGCGAGAGUAGUUCGUAGAAGUUAGAGAUGAUGCACAACAAGUCUGACUCAGAUGUGACCAGCCUAGCCGCCUCGUCGCCUCCUCGAUCCCCCAAGAGGGCGGUCUACUACGUGCAGAGCCCGUCGAGGGACUCGCACGAUGGCGACAAGUCGUCGUCGAUGCAGGCUACCCCAGUUUACAACAGCCCCAUGGAGUCACCCUCCCACCCUUCCUUCGGACGCCACUCCAGGACCUCCUCGGCCAGCCGGUUCUCGGGGCCUUUCCGGUCAUCGUCGGGCCGGAAGGGAAACAGGAAGAGGGUGAAUGACAAGGGUUGGCCUGAGUGCAAUGUGAUCCAGGAAGAAGGGUCUUAUGAUGAUCUCGAUGAGGACAGGGGGUUGUCUCGGCGUUGCCAGAUCAUUCUUGCUCUCCUCAGCUUUGUUCUGCUCUUCACGGUCUUCUCUCUUAUCAUAUGGGGGGCGGCACGACCAUACAAAGCAAAGGUUGUGGUGAAGAGCCUGGCAAUGGAUGACUUUUAUGCUGGAGAAGGUUCGGAUACUACUGGUGUGCCCACUAAGAUGGUGACCGUGAAUUGUUCGCUGAAGAUAAGCAUCUACAACCCUGCAUCAAUGUUUGGCAUCCACGUUACAUCAAGCUCUAUUAACCUCAUCUUUUCAGAAAUUACAAUUGCAACAGGCGAGCUGAAGAAAUAUUACCAGCCUAGAAAGAGCCGUCGAACACUUUCUCUCAUCCUGCAUGGCGAGAAGGUUCCUCUAUAUGGUGCCGGGGCAGGCUUGGCUCUGUCGAGCGCCGGCGGUGCAGUACCAUUAACUCUGGACCUGGAGAUCAUCUCUCGGGGAUAUGUGAUAGGAAAGCUGGUGAAAGUGAAGCACCGAAAGCACGUCUCAUGCCCAUUAGUUGUUGAUUCUAGUAAUACCAAACCUAUAAGGUUCUCCCAGAAUGCAUGUUCCUAUGAGUGACUUCUAGAUUUAGUGCUUGGCUAUUUGGUUACAUGUAAUAGGGAACAUAACGUGUUUCAUUUCCAUGUCAGUGAGUGUGAUUUAGUUUGUGAUAGAAGCAGUAGUGGUAUUUGGUUAGAGUUUGCUAGAAAUGUCUUGGUUUAUGCUCAUUGUAAGCCUAUCCUUGUAUCAUUAAAACAACAAAAUGGCAGGAUUUUGGUGCAGCAUCUUUCAACUCAAAUGUCUAUGAUUGACUGA